This is a messenger RNA of Penicillium digitatum Pd1, 3714 nucleotides long. RefSeq names its product leucine--tRNA ligase NAM2. Gene Ontology annotation, cellular component: mitochondrion. The record is from RefSeq and is a predicted model, not a curated record. Gene Ontology annotation, molecular function: ATP binding; aminoacyl-tRNA deacylase activity; leucine-tRNA ligase activity. Gene Ontology annotation, biological process: mitochondrial translation; leucyl-tRNA aminoacylation. Lineage: Eukaryota; Fungi; Ascomycota; Eurotiomycetes; Eurotiales; Aspergillaceae.
AUGGCUGCCUACGCGCAGCAGCUUAUCAUCUGCACAGGACAGCCAGACUGGACGAGUCGGAUUGAGGAUGAUGGUGAAAACAAAGGCUGGGGCAACCUUGUGAGAGGACUGAAGAGCCUGCUAGGUCGUGGCGGGCCAUAUCUUGAUCCUUUCAACAAUGUUUUGGUCACGAAUUCAUCUAUCGCGCCAGCUGCACGGUCCUCCCCCUCUUCAGCCUCGGCAUUCCUCUUCCCCGGCUUCAAAUACAUUCCGUCAAUACCCGUGAACAUGGCACCAUCGCCUGAUCAAACAACCAGUCUCACGACCUUCAUACGCGCUUAUCUUCUCCCAGAAAUGCUCCACGACAUGCAUUCCUCUCUCCCCGCAGCCAAACAAGCAGACAUGACCCGGUCCCCAGACCUAAUAUCAAAUUUCCCGGGAGUAGUCGAUAUUACCCACUCUCCAACAGUGUUAAUAUGUGGACAUGGAGGUCGUGACAUGCGUUGUGGUGUCAUGGCCCCCGCCUUGGAAAGCGAGUUCAAGCGCGUAUUGCAUGCACGAGGAUUCACAUCCGUGGACAGUGAUGGGACCACAGUGGAUGGUCCUAACCACGCUAAUAUUGGUCUGAUCAGUCAUGUUGGAGGACACAAAUACGCAGGCAAUGUGAUUGUCUACAUCCCGCCGAAGAUGACAGUAGGAACUUCUUCAGAGCCUCACCCGCUGGCGGGUAAGGGCAUUUGGUACGGCCGCAUUGAGCCCAAGCAUGUGGAGGGGCUUGUCGGGGAGACUAUUCUCGGCGGAAGAGUGACACAUAAUGAUCAACCGGCCAUGCAAUCCAUCUCCCGCCUCCGAUUAACCAGCGCCAUUGCGCCUGGCCGCAUUCACACGCGUCCAACCCUACGAGCCCUCUCACCAAUCUACACCCUAACCAGACUAUCUAGCACCUCAACCCGCCGCCUGGACCUCCCGGCGCUUGACAAAAAAUGGCACGCAAAAUGGGAAAGGGACCGCGCCGCGCCGCGCUCAAUACCCGACGCAACAGAUAAACCUAAAUCCUACAUCCUGUCCAUGUUCCCAUAUCCGUCUGGCACGCUGCACAUGGGCCAUCUGCGCGUGUAUACUAUCUCCGAUGUGAUCUCGCGGUUCUAUAAAAUGCGCGGACAUGAUGUGCUCCAUCCUAUGGGGUGGGAUGCAUUUGGGCUGCCCGCGGAGAAUGCGGCGAUUGAGAGGGGUAUUGAUCCUGCGGUUUGGACGUAUGAGAACAUUUUGAAGAUGAAGGAGCAGUUGAGGUGCAUUUCGGCGGAGUUUGACUGGGAUCGGGAGCUGGCUACGUGUUCCCCGGAUUUCUACGAGCAUACCCAGCGCAUCUUUUUGAUGUUGUAUAAGAAGAAUUUAGCGUACCAGGCGGAAGCGUUGGUCAAUUAUGACCCUGUUGAUAAGACUGUUUUGGCAAAUGAGCAGGUUGAUGCCAAUGGAUUCUCGUGGAGGUCUGGGGCUAAGGUUGAAAAGUUAAACUUGAAGCAGUGGUUCUUCAAGAUCACUGAUUUCAAGGAAGCACUUCUGAAAGACCUCGAUUCUCUUGCAGAGGGAUGGCCGGAACGUGUGUUGUCUAUGCAGCGCAAUUGGCUUGGACAGUCUUACGGAGCUAAGGUCACAUUCCCUGUGACAAUUGGACGGGCUGAUCAAGUCGAUGUGAAUGUGUUCACUACCCGUCCAGACACUUUAUAUGGUGUAGAGUAUCUGGCACUCUCUUUGAAUCACCCUAUUGUGUUGAAGGCCGCCGAGAAAGAUGAAACACUUCGCAAAUUCCUGAAUGAUGCUUCAUCGCUUGCACCAGACUCCAAAGCAGGAUACCGGUUAUCCGACAUUGAGGUGUCUCAUCCACUGUGCAAAAUUGAUGCAGAAACCCCCCACUUAUUAAAGAAGCUUCCUGUCUUUGUGGCACCUUAUGUCCUUAGCGACUAUGGCGAAGGAGCAGUCAUGGGUGUUCCGGGCCAUGACACCAGGGACAUGAUGUUCUUUAGGGAAAAUGUGAAAUCUGACUCGAUCCAUGUUGUCAUCGAGGCUGAGCCAAGUGGCAGUGAGACAAACAGCAGUGUUGUCCCGACGUCAGACACAAAAGCUUUCACACAAGAGGGCUUUUUGACCUCGCGCUGCGGGAAGUACCAGGGGUUACACUCCAAGGAGGCAUCAAAACUGAUUGUCAAUGACCUGGAGCAGGUCGGUCAGGCUGCAUUCGUCGAGAGCUGGCGUCUGCGGGAUUGGUUGAUCAGUCGUCAAAGAUACUGGGGGGCACCUAUCCCCAUCAUUCACUGCGGGAACUGUGGUCCUGUGCCGGUGCCCGACAAGGAUCUUCCAGUAAAGCUGCCGAAGAUCGAGGGAGAGUGGCUCAAGGGAAAGAAGGGAAACCCUUUGGAGUCCUCAGAGGAAUGGCUUCAUACAAAAUGCCCCAGUUGCAAUGGUCCUGCUCGACGCGACACAGACACUAUGGACACCUUCGUGGACUCGUCCUGGUACUUCUUGCGGUUCUUGGACUCUGCGAACAAGGAAGUCCCGUUCUCACCUGCGGUAAUGCAGCCGGUGGAUGUGUAUAUCGGUGGUGUCGAGCAUGCCAUUCUGCAUCUCCUCUACUCUCGAUUCAUCUACAAAUUCCUCUCUCAAUCUGAGCUGUCCCCAAAUCAGAACUCUGCUGCACCCGCAGAGCCAUUCAAAGUGCUUCUCAGCCAAGGCAUGGUCCACGGAAAGACCUUCACUGAGCCCUCAACCGGCCGCUUUCUUCUCCCGUCUGAAGUUGACCUGGCCAACCCAGACAAGCCUUUGAUACAGGGAACACAAGUCGCCCCUAAUAUCUCCUUUGAAAAGAUGUCCAAGAGCAAGUACAACGGCGUGGACCCUACCACCGUCGCAUCAAAGUACGGCGCCGAUGCAACUCGCGCGCACAUUCUGUUCUCCGCACCGGUCAGCGAAGUUCUGGAAUGGGACGAAACCAAGGUCGUCGGCGUCGAGCGCUGGUUCAAUCGACUGUGGAAACUAGUCCAAGACACCCAGCAGACCCUAACAGAGGCAUCAUUCUCCGUGUCGGAGGCAGACCUGAAAUCUUCGACCACGCAUGCCACUCCGCUCCCGUCAUCGCUCCAGGACCUGAGCGACUCUGACGCAGACGCAGUCCUAGCUACCCACAACACCAUUGCAUCCGUCACCACCUGCAUCGAAAGCAACCCCUACGGCCUGAACACAGUCAUCUCAGACCUAACCAAGCUGACCAACACCCUGGCCUCAACACCCGCCCCCUCCCCUCUCAUCCUAUACCUGUCCAUCUCAUCCCUCCUUCGUCUACUAGCCCCCAUCGCUCCAGCCCUAGCCUCUGAAUCAUGGGAACUCCUACACGCAACCACAAAUACCGCUACAACACAAGUCCCAUCGAUUUUUUCAUCACCCUGGCCUAGCACGCUCCUCACACCGGACCAAGCCGAAAACCUCUCCUCUCGCGGCGGCCAAACGGUCGCCGUCCAAAUCAACGGAAAGCUCCGCUGUGCUGUGACCAUCCCGCGCAUGGAGACUCCGACAGCGUCGCAGGGCAAGAAUGCUCAUUCACAGGAAGAACAGGAUUGGAUUGUCAAUCGAGUGUUGGAGACUGCUGAAGGGAAUUCUUGGCUUCGAGAGAAGAAUGAUUGGGAGAAGAGACGGCGCGUUAUCGUUGUUAAGGGGGGUAAGCUAGUCAACGUUGUUUUCUGA